Messenger RNA from Rhinolophus ferrumequinum (greater horseshoe bat), 1959 nucleotides. Its product is annotated as ephrin-A2. The coding region runs from base 84 to 986 and encodes 300 amino acids. The record is from RefSeq and is a predicted model, not a curated record. Gene Ontology annotation, molecular function: ephrin receptor binding. Lineage: Eukaryota; Metazoa; Chordata; Mammalia; Chiroptera; Rhinolophidae. The transcript is spliced from 5 exons. Gene Ontology annotation, biological process: ephrin receptor signaling pathway; osteoclast differentiation; axon guidance. Gene Ontology annotation, cellular component: plasma membrane; extracellular region.
ACGGGCCAUUGGCUGGCCCCGCCCCCACACCAGUGAGUGACGGGCUCGCGAGGGUGGGGCGCAGCCUCCGUUUCCGCCGGACCAUGGGGCCGGUCGUGCUGUCGCCGUCGCUCUUAAUGCUCCCGGCGCUGGUGCUGUUAGCGCUGCUUUGCGGAGUUGGGGGGGCCGAACCCCCGUCGUCGCCCACCACGCAGACCACGCUCUCGCUACCGCACGCCGUGAGGAACGGGAGCCAGCCGGAUGCAUCGCACAACGGCACGCACCCGGGGCCGCCGGGCUCGCCGGGCUCACCGCUGCUGCGCUCCUUCUACGUGCUCACGGGCCUCAGUGGGCUGGUCGCGUUUUACUUCCUCAUCCGGGCUUUCAGGUUGAAGAAGCCCCAGCGGAGGAGUUACGGCCUCCUGGCCAACAUGGAGGACCCCACCGAGAUGGCCUCUCUGCACAGCGACGAGGAGACGGUUUUUGAGACUAGGAAUCUGAGAUGGUUUCACGUGGGCACGGCAGACGACGGCGGGGGCUACACCGUGGAGGUGAGCAUCAACGACUACCUGGACAUAUACUGCCCGCACUACGGGGCGCCGCUGCCGCCGGCCGAGCGCAUGGAGCACUACGUGCUGUAUAUGGUCAACGGCGAGGGCCACGCCUCCUGCGACCACCGACAGCGCGGCUUCAAGCGCUGGGAGUGCAACCGGCCCGCGGCGCCCGGGGGCCCGCUCAAGUUCUCCGAGAAGUUCCAGCUCUUCACGCCCUUCUCGCUGGGCUUCGAGUUCCGCCCGGGCCACGAGUACUACUACAUUUCUGCCACGCCACCCAAUGCUGUGGAUAGGCCGUGCCUGCGUCUGAAGGUUUAUGUGCGGCCCACUAACGAGACCCUGUACGAAGCCCCUGAGCCCAUCUUCACCAGCAAUAACUCGUGCAGCAGCCUGGGCAGCUGCCAACUAUUCCUCAGCACUGUCCCCGUGCUCUGGACCCUCCUGGGCUCGUAGUCCCGGCCUACAGGAUGCCGGCCUCACCUGGCCGGCCGCCUCCAAGACCAAAUAGAGACGCCUGCCUCUGCCACGACUGGUGCUGCCCCCACCUGCAGGGGGCCAUCCACCCACCCCAGGACCAGCCUCAGGGGAAGGGUGCAGCCGCAGACCCCAAUGCCCAAGGGAGCCGGUGUCAGCAUAGCCCCUGGACAGGCCAUCUAACCAGGGCCACUGGAGAGCCUGAGACCCUGUCGACGAUGUUGGUUUUUUAUUUUAGUGUAUUUUUCAUGGUUGGAUCAGAGACUUGCAUUUUUAAUUUAAUUUAUUCCUUGCUGUUGCCAGUGACUUUAGGAAGGAAAUAGAAUGGAUGGGGCAGGGUUCCCUGGUCCCCUGGGGAAUGGGGAUCUGGGACCUCUAGUCCAUUUGUUGCGUCCUGGCUGGGAGGCCUCUGUGGACCCCCCAGGUGCCCCAGGACAGGCCAGCCUGAGGUAGAAAGGGCAAGGUGAGACCCCUGGAUUCUGGUCCAGGUAUCUGAACCCAUCUCAGACCCCUGUCCCCCAGCCCCACCCUCUUCGUGCCUGGUGAUCGGCUCUCAGAGUGUUUCACCAGAGGCCACUGUGGAGUCCCAGCCCCUCCGAAUCAUAGCACCCCACCCCCUCCCCCAGCUUCACAUGAUUGUUCCUGAGGCCAAGAAGACAUUACAUUUCUGUAAAUACAGCCAGCAAGUAUAUACUGUGAUUUAUUUUUACUGUAUUCCUGAGGGCGGACUGGACAAUUUCUUUUUCCCCCCACCUCUUCAUGGGGGCAAGGGGCUUUUAUUUUAGCAGGGGGGUGGGGUGGGGUGACUUUUUAGAGUAGAAGCUGCACUUCGCAAUAAGCUUGUUGUCUGUCAGACCCCCCCCCCCACUCUGACUAAUAAUGUUUAUAAGAAAAAAGAAAACAAGAUAAAACAAAAUGAAAUGAGGGGUGGGACCACCACCAAAAAAAAAAA